Miscanthus lutarioriparius is the source of this 1221-nucleotide messenger RNA. The record is from the annotation of a GenBank genome assembly. Lineage: Eukaryota; Viridiplantae; Streptophyta; Magnoliopsida; Poales; Poaceae.
AUGGCUCUAAUCUCGACUUCUGGCAAAAACCUAACAGAGGAGGAUGUUGCUGCAUUUUUACGUGUGUUGGUUUCUGACACUUUCGCUUGGGAAGUGAAAUGGCACAGUGGUUUUGAAUUCAAGGUUCUUUUUCCUACAAAAGAAGAUCUUACAAAGAUGACGAGGUUCAAUGCAGAAAUGAAGAAAGGAGUGACUCUCAAGUUUCAAGAAUUUAAGGAAGAGGAAGAGUAUUUUGGACAUGCUCUACUAGUGGUCUGGAUGCGAGUUAUGAACCUACCAACAAUUCUAAAGGAAUAUGUUAUUCUGUGGGCACUAGGAACUCUUUUUGGUGUCACCCAGGAUGUAGAUAUGGUGACUACCAGAGCGAGCAUCUUUGGGAGGUUUGCAGUGGCAGUGCUAGAACCCGAAGCAAUUCCGACCAAGCUAGACGUCAUCAUUGGCAAUAGAUACUUCUUGUUGAUUUUUGAGGUUGAACCUUAUCUGCUAAAUAUUGCGCUCCGGAGCAUUUGGAACACCCAGAAUGCUGGGAAUGAAGAUCUUGGAAAUGGGGCAGCAAAGGACACUGAGAUGAGGGAGACACAAAAUAAUGGAGGCAAUGUUAUUUCAGAUGCAAGUGUAGGAAUUGCUGGGAUUAGCGGCAUAAACGGAAAACAAGUUAAUGCUCCUGAGGCACAGAUGGACAUAGAUUUUUCGGAGGAUGAUUUGCUAGGCGAGGAGAAUGAAAUUAGUGAGGUGGCACGUGAUUUUGUGAGUGCAGCAUCACCGGCAGCUUCAAGCUCUUUCGGGACAUCGUCGGCGCCAGCACGCUUGCUGCAGCGGCCUUCGCAACCGGUUAGGUCGGGCAGGAAGCAGAUCAUGGUGAACCAGCCGAAGCUACAGCAGGAGGAAUUGACUCCAGACAGCGCCGUGGGCCAAACGCUGCAGCCCACAAAGGGGCUGGUGGUACAGACCGCAGGUGCAGCUCUGGAUUCAUUGAAAAAUUUCGAGAAGCCGUUUUUCAUGAAUGAGGAACAAGUGGAGGUUUCAGUGAGGCAGUCCGAUGGGUCAACAGAAGGAGGGAUCGCAGAUGGUGCUCAACACCAUGGGGCUCUUCUUGAUACCAUGAUAGAAGCCGGAGUGUCAGCCGAUGGUGGGUCAAAAAAAGAACUAGGGAGCGUCAUGACAAUGGCGGUUCUGUCAGAUGGAGAGCUUACCCAGUGCAGCGUAGCAAGUGGAAUGUGA